Molecule: messenger RNA, 567 nt
Organism: Ichthyophthirius multifiliis
Lineage: Eukaryota; Ciliophora; Oligohymenophorea; Hymenostomatida
Product: protein phosphatase 2c, putative
Exons: 1
Biological process (GO): protein dephosphorylation
Molecular function (GO): protein serine/threonine phosphatase activity
Source: RefSeq, a predicted model, not a curated record
AUGUUUAGUGGUUCUACUUGUGUCAGUGUUUACAUUACUUAAAAUAAAUAUUAUUGUGCUAAUAUUGGUGAUUCUAGAGCUAUCAUAGCACAACAUUAAGAUAAAAACUAAUGGGUGGCUGUACCUUUAUCAAUAGAUCAUAAACCUGACUCAGCAAUUGAAUAUUAAAGAAUUAUUUAAAGUGGAGGAAGAGUUGAUUGCUUCAAAGAUUAAGAAGGGAAUUGUGUUGGACCUUCCAGAGUUUGGAUGAAAUAUGAAAAUAUACCUGGAUUGGCUAUGUCAAGAUCUUUUGGAGAUUUUGUUGCUAGUUAAGUUGGAGUUAUUUAAGAACCAGAAAUUUUGUCUUUUGAUAUAAAAGAAUAAGAUAGAAUUUUAGUAGUUGCUAGUGAUGGAAUAUGGGAAUUUUUAAGUAACUAAAUGGUUAUUAAUAUGGUUUAACCUUUUUAUUAAAAAAAUGACACAGAAGGAGCUUGUGAAAAGCUUAUUAAAGAAGCCGUUAGUGCAUGGAAAAGAGAGGAUGAUGUUAUUGAUGAUAUUACUUGCAUUGUGGCUUUUUUAAAUAAAUGA